Molecule: messenger RNA, 2547 nt
Organism: Hyla sarda
Lineage: Eukaryota; Metazoa; Chordata; Amphibia; Anura; Hylidae
Gene: TAP2
Product: transporter 2, ATP binding cassette subfamily B member
Exons: 13
Coding region: 262-2379 (705 amino acids)
Biological process (GO): antigen processing and presentation of endogenous peptide antigen via MHC class I; transmembrane transport
Cellular component (GO): TAP complex; endoplasmic reticulum membrane
Molecular function (GO): MHC protein binding; ATP hydrolysis activity; ABC-type oligopeptide transporter activity
Source: RefSeq, a predicted model, not a curated record
CGCCGUCACGUCUGUUGCCAGGCAGAGACUGACGUCAGUGACGUCGCCAGCACCACCGGAGAGGAGCCGGGCAAUUUACAAGUUAGUGGAGCCGUUGCCACACUGGACCGCAUAAAAAAAAUAAGCUUUGCUGCUCCGCCACUUGCCACAACCGUUCGCAUUCAUAUACAGGGAGAGAGCCUGCGAUCAGAGACGGGGGGCUUCUGUAGCAGAGUCAGAUAUUUGAAGGUUUCCGCUGACGGGUCCACGUUACUCUUCACGAUGAUUUCUUUAUGUUUUCUGCCUCUUUUCUUCUUGCUGGACUCCUCACUAUGUUACAUAACAUCCAGUCUUGUCCUCAGAUCUCCUGUGGAUCUCCUCAGUGCUGUGUGGUUGGUCUAUGUUAUUAAAGCUCCAAUACUUACCCUCCUCUCCAGUCAUCUGCCUCGUCCACAAUGGAUCCCCUCUGGUUUGCUCUAUGUCCUGACCUUCUGCUUUGCUCCUCCUCUGUACCAGACCCUGAGGUUCUUCCUCACCUCUCAGCCUCCGGAGCUGCACUCUGUGUUCUCCAGCUCCCUCCUCUACCAUCUGCCCCUUCUAUUGUCCUGUCUAGUCUGGGAUCUGAUUUUACCUUCUACUAAGACAAAAGAAACGUCUGCAGAAGAUGAAAAAGAACAAUCGCGCAGGAAGAACUUCAUUAGACUUGUCAAACUUUCCAAGCCCGAUUGGAUGUUCCUGUGUCCGGCAUUUGUCUUCCUUACACUGGCUUUGAUAUUUGAAAUGUCGAUUCCUUAUUAUACGGGGCGCAUGAUUGACAUCUUAUCCAACAAGUACAAGGAGACAGAGUUCCUGGCGGCUGUCAUUUAUAUGGCAGUGUUAACUAUCUCAAGCUCAGUCUCCACAGGCUGCAGAGGGGGAUUUUUCAUAUUCUGCCUGUUUCGUCUCACGAGACGUUUGCGAGUUCUUCUCUUCCGUGCUUUUGUUAAACAGGACAUCGCUUUCUUUGAAACUACUAAAACAGGUGACAUCUCCUCUCGACUAACAAAUGACACGGCUCUCGUGAGUCGCUCUAUCGCUGGCAAUGUGAACAUAACCCUGCGGACAGUCAUAAAGUGUAUCGGUUAUUAUGUCUUCAUGUUCUCUAUAUCUUGGCAACUUACUCUCCUCAGCUUAUUCAGCAUGCCAUUGAUUUCCAUUGUACAGAGCAUGUACAAUAAAUAUCACGAGGAUCUUGUGAAGAGGGUGCAGGAUUCUAUCGCCAGCUCUUGUGAUCUGGCAAAAGAGAUUGUCGAGUCGGUAAAAACAGUGCAGAGUUUUGCAGCUGAAGAAGAAGAGGUGAAGAGAUACGAGGAGUCCCUAAAAAAGACUCAUAUUCUGCAGAUAAAGAGGGACACGGUCAGAGCUCUGUAUCUUCUCAUAAUAAGGAUCAUUAAUCUGGCAGCGCAGGUUUCGGUCUUAUGCUAUGGACACGCAUUAAUCCUUAGUGGAAAGAUCAGCACCGGGGCAAUGGUGUCCUUCAUCAUCUACCAAAUGGAGUCAAAUGACUAUUUACGGAGUCUGAUUCACAUGAUCAGUGAGAUAACUCAUUCAGCAGGCGUGGCGUCCAAGGUUUUCCAGUACCUGGAUCGGGUGCCACAGGUCUCCACAUCGGGAUCGCAUCGUCCAAAAGAUUUACGCGGCGAAUUUGAGUUCCAGAAUGUUACGUUUUGUUAUCCAUCCCGCCCAGAUACCCCCGCUGUGCAGGAUAUAUCAUUCCACCUUCCUCCUGGAAGCGUCACUGCUCUUGUUGGGCCCUCAGGAGGUGGUAAGACGACCUGCGUGUCACUUCUGGAGAGAUUCUAUGAGCCUCAGAGUGGGGAAAUCCUUCUUGAUGGACGACCACUGGCUGAAUAUGACCAUCAGUAUCUGCACAGUAAGGUGGCGCUGGUGGCUCAAGAUCCCGUUUUGUUUGCUGGAACAGUAAAAGAAAACAUCAGUUAUGGUCUCAAUGAUAAGAGUGACCAGCAAGUGACGGCAGCAGCGAGGCAGGCUAAGGCUGAAACCUUCAUUAGUAAUUUGGAAAAGGCCUAUGAUACAGAUGUUGGAGAUAGCGGGGCUCAGAUGGGGGCCGGGCAGAAGCAACGCAUCGCCUUAGCUCGAGCUCUGGCCCGGAAACCCAAGUUACUUAUUCUGGAUGAAGCUUCCAGUUGUCUGGAUGUGGAGACGGAGCACGAGAUCCAGCAGUCGGUCCAGAGUAUUCCAGGCCUCUCUGUUCUCAUCAUCGCUCAUAGGCUUCGUACUGUGCAGAGCGCAGAUCAGAUCCUAGUCCUAGAGGGAGGUCGGGUGGUGGAGCGCGGAAAUCACGAUGAGCUCAAACAGAGGAAAGGAACCUACUAUAAACUCCUGCAGAAUGGGGACUGAGAUGAAAUUCACCUGUAUAUGGGAAUAAUGGAGCACACGAUACGACAUAAACAGAUGACGUACCUUAUGUUUUACAAAAAAAAUGGGAAGCAUGACAUUUUAUGCUCAGAAGUAUUUUUUUUCAGACUUUUAAUCUAAAAGCCCUAUUUGAGUUUUUUUUUUUUUUUU